AUGAGCUCUUACAGUCAUGCUCAAUUGGUUUCCGUGGCAUUGAUUACCAAGAUAACUUCCCUCAUCUCGUAUGUGGGUUGUGUAUGGAUACUGUUGGAUGUUUUGGGAGAUGCCGAAAAACGUCGUCAAGUGUACCACCGCUUGAUGCUGGGGUACUCGAUCAUCUUUUGCAUCGGGGGUCCGUUUGCCAUUGCUUCCACAUGGCCCAUUCCGCCUGACACACAGCCGUAUGUGGUGUGGGCGGUGGGGACGGAUCUGUCUUGUCAUAUCCAGGGCUUUAUGAUUCAAGUUUUUGCUUCCUUGUUCCUGUACAGUACCAGCUUGGCAGCGUAUUUUGUCAUGGUGAUUCGCUUCCAAUGGAAGGAACGAACCAUUCAACGAUAUGAAUGGUUCCUACAUGGAGUCCCGUGGGCUUUUGGCCUUGGAACCGCCAUUGCGGGGUCGGCUAUGGACAUGUACGCCAAUUCCUUUCUUUGGUGUUGGUUUGGAGGAACUGAAGAUGCCUACAUCUAUCGAUGGGCCUUUUACUAUGCGCCACUCUGGUUCUGUUUUCUGUUGGUCUUGAUUGGAAUGGGAUCCAUAUUGUGGCGGGUACACACUACCGAACGAGAAUCCGCCAAAUUCGAAGCUCAGUGGAAAGCCAAACGAGAGAUCCAGAGAGCACUGGAGCAAGAAGGGGACGCAGAUGAAGAGCAGCCCGGGGAUUUAAGUGAUGCAUCAUCGUGGGCGAGCUUUCGCUCUAACAUGUCCAUGGGGUCAGUGCAUGAAGCCAUAACCUCGGUCGCCCAGAAGCGAAAAGAAGUCAAACAGUGGUUUCGAAAGAGAAAGAGAACCCGACAAGUUGCCAUGCAAGCUUUUCUUUACGUCGCUGCAUUCUACUUUAGUUUCUUCUUUUCGACCAUCAAUCGGCUCUUGCAACAGAUCAGUGGUAGAACGUCUAGCUUUGUCUGGAUCCAACUUCAUUGCAUUUUUGCACCCCUGCAAGGAUUUUUUUACUUUAUCAUUUAUCGUCGUCAAUUCGUCAAUCAACUACGAAAGCAAAACAAAGACAUGACUUGGGGGCAAGUCAUUUGGGCAUCGCUUCAAAUCUCUCUCUUCAAGAAUGUAAAUUUGCGAUGGCCAUCUUGGUGUUCUUGGACUUCUUGUUCGAAAACUACUAAUACUGCUACUACUACGACAACAGCUAACAACACUACCAAUGAUGUCAAAAAGGAGACGACUACUGCUUCCAGCAACAGCGGUAAUCCAUGUCAAUCGGAAGAAGCAAAACCACCACAAACAGAAGAAUCCAAGGAUUUGGACCCGACUGAUCCAACGGAUCCCAGUGCCGACCACACUGGGGAGGAUCCAAUAGGUCACGACUGCGAAGCCGCCGAGGAGGAGGAACAAGAAGAGCAGGAACAGCGGGAUUCCUUAUUUGCAGCCUGUAUUGGUAUGACCCAGCAGGAGCUGGCUGCAUUGAGACGAUACGAACCUGCUCCCGACAAACGAAAAAGCAAAAGCUGUAGCGAUCUAUUCGUCAUCAAUGAAGACGCAGCUCACAAAAAGAAGGUCCUUCGAAGGAGUGACCUGCACCAGUGA
Messenger RNA from Seminavis robusta, 1581 nucleotides. The record is from the annotation of a GenBank genome assembly. Lineage: Eukaryota; Bacillariophyta; Bacillariophyceae; Naviculales; Naviculaceae.